This is a messenger RNA of Ceutorhynchus assimilis (cabbage seed weevil), 6900 nucleotides long. Lineage: Eukaryota; Metazoa; Arthropoda; Insecta; Coleoptera; Curculionidae. The record is from the annotation of a GenBank genome assembly.
CUAAAAUACAUAUAACCAUAAAUCGAAAACUACCAAUUCCUUUUCAGAUUACUAAUUAUCAUUGUUUUAAUAAAAGGAAUAAAUAACACUUAUACUUUACAAAAACCGCAAUCCAACAUUGAGGAGUUAUCGAAGUUUAAUCCAACAAUAGAGAAACGGAGUGGUGUUGCUUAUAACGCUCAAAAAAGGAACAAACUAUUAAAUAGGGCCGAUAUUCGGCAUGCUUUACGCAAAAAAUUGCACAAUUUUCAUGAUAGAUUCACAUCAGACAACGUUUCCGAUAAAAAAGUAAGAUAUCGUCAUUCGAGAAGUCAAAAGUUAUUCGAACAUUCACAGGGCGAAAAAAAAUUAGAUUAUUUAGAAAAUUCAAAGCGUUUGAAACGAUUAAGUGGCGACCUAUUACAAUUAGAUAAUAAUAAUAUUUUUACCGAAGCAAAUCCUUUUUUAAGAAACUUUGCCGAAUAUCAUAAUAAAGAAAACAAUAUGAUUAAGCGUGAAGAUAGUCUAAGUGCCAGUACUGAUUCAACCACUAGAGAUUGGACUUAUCACUACGAACAGUUUGAUUGGCCUACUGGGACAAAAAGAGGUGACGUCAAAUUCAAAAAAAAACCUCUUCAGUAACUAUAUUUAAAGGUUUUUGUCUAGGUUAGUUAGGACAAAAAAAACGACACCCCCACCCGAGCAAGUUUCUAAACAAAUUUCAAUAAGGAGUGAGACAAAAUCUGAAGAUUCCCACACAGAAGACAGUCUUCUUCAAGCGAUACCUGAAAAAAAAAUGACCCCCUGUGAAUAUUGUGAUGAUGAUGGUAAACAAUCUGGUAAAACUAUCAAGACCACAGUGCAAGCUGAAACUCAAAAAACUGAUUCCCACACAGGAGACAGUCUUCUUCAGGCGAUACCUGAAAAGAAAACGACCCCCUGCGAAUAUUGCGAUGAUGACGGUGAACAAUCUGGUAAAACUAUCAAAACCACAGUGGAAGCUAAAACUCAAAAAAGCGAAACUAGUGGACAAAAGUCAAUUACUCGUGAAACUGGAAAGUCGAAAGAAAUCGAAGGUGAGAAGUCAACUCCCUCUCAAGAUGAGACUGAAGAAAGUACAAAAGUAACUGGUGGAAUUGAAGAUGAAGGGUCAACCGAUAAACCUCCAAAAGAAACUGUGGAAGAAGAAGAGUCCACAAGAGAAACUACUGAAUUUGAAGGCGGAACAUCAACUGUUGAGCCUACAGAAGCUGGUAAUGGUGAAGAGUCUUCCGUUGGUGAAGAACAACAGUCUACAGAAGAAGGUGAAGUUUCGGAUGAAACUGACGAAUCUGAAGACGAAACGUCAACUGUUCAGGCUAUAGAAACCGAUGAAGGUGAAAUGUCUACAGAAGGCGGAGUUACAAAAGAAACUGAUGAAUUUGAAGGCGAAAUGUCAACUAGUCUGCCUACAGGAACUGAUGGAAGUGAACAGUCCUUUUCUGGAGAAAAACAGCAUUCGACAAAGGAAGAUGAAGAAGAAACUAGUGAACUUGAAAGCAAGAAGUCCACUGUUCAGCCUACAGAACCUGGUGUAGGUGAAAAGUCAAUUGCCAUGUCUUCUUCUGCGGAAGAAGAACAAUCUACAGAUGAAGGUGAAGUUUCAAUGGAAACCAGUGAAUUUCAAACCAAAAAGUCAACUGUUCAACAUCCAGAAACAGUUGCAAUGUCUUCUUCUACUAAAGAACAGUCAACAGAAGGCGAAAUUCCAAAAGAAACUGAUGAAUUUGAAGACGAAACUUCAACAGAAACUGAUGAAAGCGAAAAGUCAGUCGCAAUGUCUUUUUCUGAGGACGAACAACAAUCUACAGAAAAAGGUAAAAUUUCAAAAGAAACUAGCGAAUCUGAAACCAAAAAGUCAACUGUUCACCCUACAGAAACUGGUAAAGGUGCAAUGUCUUCUACUAGGGAAGAACAACAGUCUACAAAAGAAGGUGGAAUGUCGAAGGAAAUAAGUGAAGGCGAAAGGUCAACUAUACGGCAUACAGAAACAGGUGAAGGCGAAAAGUCAGUUGCAAUGUCUUCAUCCACAAAAAAAGAUGAGACUGCACAAGCUGAAAAGUCAUCAGUUAAACCUGAAGAAGAAACGUCAACUGGUGAGGCUGAGGAAGCAGAAACUAGUGAAAAGUCAGCUACCGUUCCAGAAGAGUCCGAUAAACUUACAAAAUCCGAGGAUGAAGAAGCAGAAAAUACUAGAUCUGGGACAUCUGCGAAACAAGUAAAAACUACUCACGUAGGUUUGGAUAAUAUGUUAACGUCUUCGCCUACUCAUGAGAAUGAAGAAUCAAGAGAAACCAUUGAAUCUGAACGGGAUGCAACUACUAGUGGAAAUGCAAAGGCCAAAGAAACUGGGGAAGAUGAAAAUGAAACUCCAAAGCAUGGUUCAGAAACUAAAAAAACAACCAGUGAAGGCAAGCAAACGACUCUAGUUGAAGAAGGUGCCACUGAGAGUGUUAGAGAACAUGAUACAACAAAAUCGUUUAGUGAGAAUGAAGAGCAUAAAACUAUAGAAGAGAGUAGUAGAGCAAAAUCGACAACCACUAGAAUUGAUGGAAAAAAAGAAAAUGCUACUUCUGGCAAAAGUGAACAUAGUACAAAAUCUGAUUUCACUGGUAAAAAAUUAACAUCAAAAGGUGUUGAAGAAGCGUCGGCUGAAAUUGGGGAGACUACAAAAGCAUCGGAAGAAAAAGCACAUAAAACUGAAACCACAAAAGGUGAAGCUGGUGAGAGGAAAUCAUCCCUUAAGCCAAAAGAAACUUUAGAAGAAGGUCAAAAAACAACUUCUACUGCAAAAGAAGAAGUACAAAAAGAAGAUGAAGACGAAGAACUUUCGGAAACUGAACCUAGUGAUCCUCAUACAGCUGCAAUAAAUACUGAUGAACUAAGGAAAUUAGAUGCAGUAACGGAAUCUCAUAACGAAUCAAUAGAUGAAAUAGACGAAGAAAUUUCAAAAACUAUUAAUCAUCAGGCAGUUACUACAAUGAACACUGAAGAACUAAGAGAAUUAGACGCAAUAACGGAAUUUCGUAACGAAUCAACGGGUAAAAAGAGCACGCAGGAAGAGAAGAAACAUAUCCCAGACACUACUACAGUGCCUGUUGGAUCAGAAGCUGAAAAAACUGAAGCUGGCAAAAGUGUAAAAACAACUACUGAAACCGAAGUUAGUGCAACAGAUCUACAGAAGACAACUGGUGGAGAAAAAGAAAAAACAAGUACCAAGAUUGAAGGACCUAAAGGUAAUACGAUAGUGACGACAUCAACUGGUGGCAAGAAAGAAAUAAGUACUGAAAGUACUGAUGAUGAAGAUCUACUUCAAACGACUAGUAUAUUUAUUGAAGAAUCAACCCAACUUGAAUAUACAUCAGAAUCCUUCGAUAAAAUUUCAUCAGAACUUGUAAAAGAAGCUGCGUCGACACAAAAAAUUGAAACGCCUGAGAUUUCAGACGACAAAGAGUUAUCACAAGAGUUAGUGACUAUUGAUCAAGAAUCAGCGCCUUCAAUACAGACAACCGUGGAAAUUGCUAAAAACGCUUUAGACUUUCCAACUACUCUAUGUGCAUAUUGUAAAACAACUCUUAAGGAAUCUGAAAUUGUUCCAUCUGAAGCUACUAAAAGACAACAUACUUCACACGAAACUAAAACUUCUGAGAUUUCAUUUGAUGAAGCAAUAUCAUCAUCAUCAUCAUCAAAACUGACAAUUUCAGUUGGAAUAGAGACCACAACUAAAGAGCCAGUUGGAAUAGAGACUAUAAACAAAGAGACAGUUGGAACAAAGACUGCAACCAAAGAGACAGUUGGAACAGAGACUACAAACAAAGAGACAGUUGGAACAAAGACUACAACCGAAGAGACAGUUGGAACAGAAACUACAAUCAAAGAGGCAAUUGGAACAGAGAAUACCAUCAAAGAGGCAGUUGGAACAGAAACUACAAUCAAAGAGGCAGUUGGAACAGACGCUACAACCAAAGAGACAGUUGGAACAGAUACUAAAACUGAAGAGUCCGUUGAGACAGAGACUACAAACAAAGAGCCAGUUGGAACAAAGACUACAACCAAAGAGCUUGUUGGAACAGAGACUUCAAUCGAAGAGACAGUUGGAACAGAUCCUAAAACUGAAGAGCUCGUUGAAACAGAGACUACAAACAAAGAGCCAGUUGGAACAAAGACUACAAUUAAAGAGCUAGUUGGAACAGAGACUUCAAUCGAAGAGACAGUUGGAACAUUGACUACAACCAAAGAGACAGUGAAAGCAACAAAAACAGGCCAGGCCCAAACUGAAACAGAAGUUACUUUGAGUAAAACAACAUCGGAACUUGAAAAAACUGCUCCAGACUUUGAAACUACUUCUACUGAAUCAAAAGCCACUACGAUACAACAUACUAAAUCUGAAAACGCUCCAGACUUUGAAACUACUUCUAUUGAAUCACAAGCCACUGUAAUACAACAUACUGAAUCUGACACGUCCAAAACAAUAAUAGAAAAACCUGUUUUAUCUACAACUAAAACAGAUAUAAAUCAUGUCUCUGAAACAAUAACAGAAAACCCUAUUUUAUCUACAACCGUAAUAGACAGACAAGAUUUAGAAUUUCCUACAACUAGUUGUAAAUAUUGUUCACAAACUGUAACCACUAGAAAGAUAUUGACAAGUGACUACGAGGACCAAACCGAAAGCAUCGCUAGAAUUUCUCCCGCCGGUAAAACAACUACAAUAAAACACACCAACAUAGGAAUGUUCCAGAAAAACAUGGUGUUUAUAGUGAAUAAUACCAAACAUUUCAACAAAGAAAUGUUGGAGUCGUAUAUGAACGUUACACUACCCGACGUUCAAAUGGUUUACGUUGACUUGAACCAAGAAAAAGAGGAGCCAAAGAAACAUCGGCAUUAUAAAGGCCAGAGGAUUACAGAAACCGAGAAAUGCACAUCAGAUUUUAGCAAAGGGAUUUAUUGCCUUUGUGAUAUUUCAAGUUAUUUGAAGGUUUUGUUGAAUCGAGUGAAUAAUGGACAAAGAAUAAGAGCGCAAAAGGAUUAUUGCAAGAAAUAUUUGAAAUUAGAUAGGGGGUUGAUUAUAAAGCCAUUCCAUAUAAAAGAGGUUGGAAGAAAGAAGAGAGGGUUGAUUUUUAUGGAGAAUCAGAAAAAGGAGGAAAAACAUCAUGUUUUUGAUAGUAUUGAGAACUUGUUUGCUGAAGAAUUCAAUCUUACGUUAACAGGUGAAAGUAUGUUCUGUUUACUAGGAGAAACCAUACUAGUUCCUUGUAAAAUUCAUAUAAACGAAGACACUGAGGUUGUAUGGAAAUUUCAUUCUCUAAGUUCCAACGAAGAUAUAAUCUUGCCUGAAAAAAUUCCAAAACUAUUAAUACAUGGUGCCGCAAUAAAACACGCAGGCAACUACACUUGUUCAGCAGCACUAAGUAACCAAAAUACCACAAUAAUUGAUCACUGGCGGGAAUUGGAGAUAAUCACUUUUCCUGUUUUUGACAUUCACAUGACGAUUUAUUAUAAGAUUAAUAGUUCUUGUAGCCUAAAACUGGGAGAUGUGGUACAGACGUAUUUGCCUAAAAUUAUUAUGCCUUUUGUGUGUCCGAAGGAUUACUAUGACAUUUGUAGUAUGGAGAUGGAGAGGCCCAGGUGCAUAUCUAGGGAAGACGAUAACUACUUCAACGUAACACUGGAUAUAAAAAUGAAUCUCGAUUUCCUAUUGCAACUAGAAGCUUUGUGCAAUAUCAAUUGUAAACUAAGGAUUUAUGAAAAUUUAGUUCACACUCUCUAUAACACUUUGGAAACGAUUCAACACGUACCAGUUUACUAUCACCUUGAAGAGUCUGAUACAAUUAUUUUCGUGCCACACACAAGUGGAAAAGCAGAUAGUGCCGUUAGGAUUAUACCACCAAAAAUCAUAGUCACUUGCCAAGAUGGAUUUGGGCUGGAAAGUAAAAAACGGAGUGUAUGUGUUGUUUGUCCUCCUCAAACGUUUAGUGACGAAUCAAAUGCCUUUUGUAAAUCAUGCCCUUUGGGACAUUAUCAACCAGAUUCUGGCAGUAAAGUUUGCCUUCAGUGCAGUUCACCUGUUGACGAUAAAUUAUGCCUAAGAAUGCUGUAUACCGAUACCAAAUUAUUCAAAAUCUACGUUGGAGUAUCCUUUGGUUUUAUCAUCCUAAUGGUUAUACUAAUAGUGGUAUGGACGAGUGGGCUUCACAAUACCGAUAGAGGACAAAAUUACGAAGGGUCGUUGAGACAUAGGGUCGCUGCCAAAACUCCUAGAGACUUGGAAACAGGGGUGAUGGAACCGCUUUUACUUAAGAGAAAUACACCCCCACCUUUGCCUGAGGUUGAUUUUUAGACUAAUAUUAUGUGGAUUAAGUUAAUUAAGUUUUAAGGAUAUAAUAUUAUUUUGUCAUAAUCGCUGUGUGGAAAAAAUAAUUAUGAGAAAUAUAAGUAAAGUAUAAGAGAGUAAAUAAUAUUUGUAAAUUUGUAUAUGAGUCAGUUUGAGGAGGAUUACCCAAAUCAACAAAUUAUACCAACAAAUUAUGAGAAAAAUACUUACCAAUUUGCAGAUAUUUCACAACAUAAAUAGUAAUUUAAACUCCAGCAAUAAUUUUCAAAAAUAUUAUGAUUAAUUGAUAUAGGGACAUUCAAAUUCAACAACUACAUCACUAGGUUUGAAAAAAAAAAACAAGUAUUUAGAAAAAAUAUACAAUACAAAAUAGCGUGAUUUUUCUGUAAAGAAACACGCCUUAAAAAAAGAAAAAUAUUUUAAUAUAGAAAAUUAUGUUCCUUUUAUUUUUUUGCUCUUUUACUUGUACUGGGUUUACUAGUUUUACCAUCUUUUUUGUCCUUUCUGCCUGACGAAGUGGUUUCUUUACUGCUUCCAGGUUUAUUUUUCAC